GAAAAGAAAAGAAAAAACAUCCUUAUUUUUAUCGUUUUAGAUCAUCUGCAGAAGCCCACGGAAAACUUCUCCCUCUGCGUCUUUCUGAAACCCUAACUUUCACAGCUCUUUCAAUUCUUUUCUUUCCCGAGGGUUUAUCGUCCAUUAUCUCAGUGUUCUCCUAUUAGUUGGGCAAUAUGUCGUCGGUUUCUAGUCAGCCACAGUUCCGUUAUACCCAACCACCGUCGAAGGUUCUCCACUUGAGGAAUUUGCCUUGGGAAUGCACGGAGGAGGAACUUAUUGAACUGGGGAAGCCAUUUGGAAAAGUUGUGAACACAAAAUGUAAUGUCGGGGCAAACAGAAAUCAAGCUUUUAUUGAGUUUGUAGACAUAAAUCAAGCAAUUGCAAUGAUAUCAUAUUACGCAUCGUCCUCAGAGCCUGCUCAAGUUAGAGGAAAAACUGUUUAUCUGCAGUAUUCUAACCGGCAAGAAAUUGUGAACAACAAAACUACAGCUGAUGUUCCUGGAAACGUACUUUUGGUAACAAUUGAGGGCACUGAUGCACGCCUUGUCAGCAUUGAUGUUCUGCACUUGGUCUUUUCAGCCUUCGGGUUUGUGCACAAAAUUACUACCUUUGAGAAAACAGCUGGAUUUCAGGCAUUGGUGCAAUUUUCGGAUGCAGAGACUGCCUCAUCAGCUAAGAAUGCCUUGGAUGGGAGAAGCAUCCCUAGAUAUCUGCUUCCUGAUCAUGUUGGACCAUGUUCUCUUAGAAUUACUUACUCUGCCCACACUGAUUUGACUGUGAAAUUUCAGAGCCAUCGAAGCAGGGACUACACUAAUCCUUAUCUUCCCGUUGCUCCAUCAGCCAUAGAUGGAAGUGGUCAGUCACCUUUGCAGUUCACCGUGGGUUUGGAUGGAAAGAAGCUUGAACCAGAGAGUAAUGUUCUUCUUGCCUCCAUUGAGAAUAUGCAAUAUGCAGUCACCUUGGAGGUUUUGCACAUGGUUUUUUCUGCGUUUGGUCCUGUUCAAAAGAUUGCCAUGUUUGACAAGAAUGGGGGAGUGCAGGCCUUGAUUCAAUAUCCAGACGUUCAGACUGCAGUAGUUGCCAAGGAAGCCCUGGAGGGACACUGUAUUUAUGAUGGAGGGUUUUGCAAGCUUCACAUCUCAUAUUCACGCCACACUGAUUUGAGCAUCAAGGUGAAUAAUGACCGAAGUCGGGACUAUACGAUUCCCAAUACUCCCAUGGUGAAUUCUCAACCAGGGCAGCAACCAGUUCAAAUGAUGGGUCCUUCCAGCCAUCAAUACAACGGAAACCAGUAUGGUCCUUCUGCAGAGCAGCCUGGGGUGCAGGCUCAGCCUUCUUCAGGGUGGGGGUCGAGCAGUCCUGCUGCGCCCUACUCCAUGCCCAUGCACAAUCCUGGUUACAUGCCAUCAGGGACAAUGCCGCCUCAGAUGGGCCCAGGUAUGAUGUCAAGCCCCAGUGGUUUACACCAGACACCACCACCGCCCUAUCGCCCCGAUCACAGGCAAUAGCAUAUAUUUUCUUCUGUUUAAUAGUUGAUUGUCCAUUCAAGAAAACCAACUAAGCUUCUCAAAAAUACUAGAGCAUGCAAUUUGUCUGAUGAAUAUGUGCAUUAAAUUGGACGGUUACAUGAACUCACUGUUGGGAACCAAUUAGGUCAGUUUUGUUCAUUUUCCUUUUAUUUUAAGGGAUUUGAAUGAAUGUAAGAUCCUUGAGUUAAAAACCAAUCACUUUCUUUGAAGCCAAGUGACUUGCAAAACUUGGUUAUUAUCAUCAAUUGUCUUCAGAUACUUGAUUACUGUUUUAGUAGUCU
Messenger RNA from Cucurbita maxima (winter squash), 1813 nucleotides. Its product is annotated as polypyrimidine tract-binding protein homolog 2-like. The transcript has 11 exons. The record is from RefSeq and is a predicted model, not a curated record. NCBI's taxonomy places the organism in Eukaryota, Viridiplantae, Streptophyta, Magnoliopsida, Cucurbitales, Cucurbitaceae. Gene Ontology annotation, molecular function: mRNA binding. Gene Ontology annotation, biological process: regulation of RNA splicing. Gene Ontology annotation, cellular component: nucleus. Bases 177 to 1511 code for a protein of 444 amino acids.